Salvia hispanica is the source of this 1887-nucleotide messenger RNA. RefSeq names its product glucan endo-1,3-beta-glucosidase 8-like. Gene Ontology annotation, biological process: carbohydrate metabolic process. Gene Ontology annotation, molecular function: hydrolase activity, hydrolyzing O-glycosyl compounds. NCBI's taxonomy places the organism in Eukaryota, Viridiplantae, Streptophyta, Magnoliopsida, Lamiales, Lamiaceae. The record is from RefSeq and is a predicted model, not a curated record.
CAAGCCUAACAUGCUCGUCCAAUUCCCAUCCCAACAAGAAACAAAUCCAGGUGCUUGAUUGGGGCCAACAAAGAUGAUGAAGAUUGCAUUGGUGAUGGCGAUGUUCUUGUGUGGUGCAGAAGCAUCGAUAGGCAUCAACUGGGGAAGGGAGAGUGCCCAAAGAUUGGUCCCAUCACAAGUUGUGGAUUUGUUGUUGCAAAAUGGAAUUGGACGAGCAAGACUCUUUUCCUCUCAAAGAGAUAUUGUGGCUGCAUUCGAAGGAAGUGGCAUUAAUUUGACCGUAACCAUAAACAGGAUUUCUAGUGUAAAAACCAAGGAAUUGGCAGCGGGGUGGGUCCAGAAAAAUGAAUUCCAUUUCAGUCGUUGCAACGUAAGGUUCGUCUACCUUGGUGGGUUUCCAUUUUUGACCGGGAUGGCGACUUUGGCGCCAUUGACCGAGGCAUUGAACACACAACGUUUGCUGCAAGACGUUCUGAUCGAGCGUGGGUUCGGGCACGUGAAGGUCAUUAUCCAACACCUCGAAGCUGAAGUGUCACCCAACGUCAUAAAGCCCUCUGAAUUCGAGUUUCACGACGUCAUCAAGCCAUACAUGAUCCAGCAUUUGCAAUUCCUCAGGGAAAACAAUGCUCCAUUUCCUCUCGAUAUCAUCCCAAUGAUCGACGUCUUUAACAAUAACUUCGACCCCAGCUUCGCCUUCCCGGACAACGCUUCCUCCCUGGUCAUCCACGAUGUCAACGGCGCUGUCUACACCAACGCCAUCGAGUGGCGCUACGACUCCUUCAUGUGGGCCCUUGAAAAGCUCAACUUCUCCGACGUCCCCAUAGACAUCAGCGUGCUAGGCUGGCCCACCGACGGGUUCUCUGGUGCCAACGCCUCAAAUGCAGAGUACUUUUACAAGCACGCCAUGACUUGGGCGGCUAGCAACAGGGGCACCCCAAAGAAGCCCGGCCACGCCAUCAACGUUAAUGUGCACAGCCUCGCCGACGAGCACAAAAUUCUGUCCUCACCUUUCAUGCGCCACUUUGGCAUCUACCGCUCCAACGGCCAGCCCAAGUAUAAAAUCGAUCUCUCGGGACAGGGGCGGGACAUCUACCCCACCACUGUCCGAGGGAUUAUGCGCAUGCCCAGCCGCUGGUGCGCCUUCAAUGGGGACCGCAGUGACAUGGAUAAGGUCAAGGCCCAGCUCGACUGGGCCUGCACAAAGAGCGACUGCACCAGCACCUUCGAAGGUGCCUCGUGCAGCUCCCUAACAUUAGAACAAAACAUUACCUAUGCUUUCAACAUGUAUUUCCAGUUCCAAUUCCAGGACGAGAAGUCCUGCGAUUUCGAGGGCUUGGGCCACGUCGUCGUCAACGAUCCCUCAACAGACGUCUGCGUCUUCCCCGUCGAGGUCAUCAAAGGCCAGCAGGUCAACUUUUUGUCCAACAACGCUAGACACGCCUUCCGCCCUUCCACUCCCUUCUUCUGCCUUUCAAUCCUCCUCUUUCUUUUUUCCUAUCAAACUCUAUGAUUUUGAUUUAACUACUUUGGACAUUUUUGUAUAAUAUAAACUGCUCCCUCCAUCCCGCUUAAGAUGACACGUUUUCCUUUUUAGCAUGUCCUAACUAAGAUCACACAUUUCCAUUUUUGUAAACUUUCUCUUUUCGAUUAAUACACCCAGCCACUUUUUUUCACUCCUAUUAAAAUAUUCAUCUUUCUUUCUCUCUCUAUUUUAAUACUUAUACUCAUAUUUUCUUUCUCCAGUUAAACAUUUUAACCAAUAACUCCUAAAAUCUCGUGCUGGCUAAAAAAUAUGUCAUCUUAACCGGAACGGAGGGAAUAUGUAAUUAGAUCAUACUGUUUGCUCUUUUAUUUUGUAAACAUAGUCAGGCUGCAGCUAUAAUAAAA